UGUGGUCAGUAGACCACGCCUCCGUGCUCAUAUACUGAGGAAUACAGAGGAUCAGAAACAAGAGCUGAACUAUUGAAGAUAUUAAAGAAUCAAAGAAUAUCAACAAAACUGAAUAAGGAUGAAAAGGAGUGAAAAAUACUUCAGCCACUGAGUUCCUGUGAAAGGAAGGAAAAGGCCUUCACUUUAUUGAGCAUCAAAUUGCAAGAUGGUUCCCGGUCAACCACAAUGCAAAGAACAUCGCAAAACAUUCCUUUUUAUUCCCCUCUGGGGUGAUGGUGUGAUGAGGUAAUCUCCCCAUCCCAUUUACACAAUUCUAUACCAUUUUAGUCCCCAUCAUGUCCUUACACCUUUUUUGGUAAUCUUUAAACCCAAACGCAUAUGAUGUCUUGUUUUUUAAAACCCACUCUGUUCUGACUCUUACCAGAUUGUUCUCUCCUUACAGUGUCCUCUUGUGCAACUCUCCGUAGGGCAUCUCACACAACCCUCCAUAUACAUACAAGAACAAACCUCUGCAAUAACUUAAACUGUCAUCUGGUACAGCUCCCUUCUGUGGGCCCAGAAACUCUUUCCCCAUUAGAAAGUCUACUGCAUACAGUCCAUAGUCUGCUUCGUAAUAUUACCUUAUUAGGAGGGCUCUCUAGUCAGCCAAUGUUUUAGUUUAUUGAUUACUAAUCAGGGAAUGUUUUGUUCAAUCUUUCCCAUCAAGAGAAAGACAGAGGUGGGGGUGAGCGAACCGCAGGUGUUAUCCUCAUCUAACAGAGACUUGGUCAAAGCAUCUAUACCUUUAUGCAAAUUAUAUGUAAAUUAGAUAUACUCUACAUGUUCAAACCUAACCUAUUAUAAUGCAUACUUGGAAGGGCUCAGAAACAAAGCAAAGCAUAGUAUCACUGAUGAGAUUCAGUCAACAAAGACAGUAUCCCUCAUGCUAGCAAUAAACUAAUGCUUAUCAUUUCCAAAACAUAACCUGAUUUUCUGGGCUUUAAAUUACAAACGGCCCCAUCUGUUAUACGUAACUGCUGAUACAACUUCAUUACUCAGCUAGCUGGCUUCUUAGCAUGCUAAAGCCUACACGGUUAACAAGAGCGAAAAUGAAGACAAUACAUCAUGGUUCUGCUCUACUAGCCAGACAAAGCAAUUAACUUAUGUGCAUUAAGUACAUUAUGCUCAAACUUUGCAUUGCAAAGUUAGCCAGUUAGCUGACUGAGGCUGAAGGCGAGUGCUUGCCAUUUGAAUAAUCUGCUCUUCACUGUUGCUUCCUCCCCUUCUGUAGUGAGUUGGCCACUUGUGUAAUAUAGCUGUGAAGCACAACCAGGUGGUAGGUCGAAGUAGGAAUGGGCAACUUAAAAGAGGAUUGAAAUGUGCCUAAAUAAAAUGGCAGAACUCAUGCAGAUAACAACAUUAUAAUGUGAUGGGAAUUAGCUGUAGCUUGUAAACUAAGAUUUUAAUACCAGGACUGAAAAUACUGUAGUAGAGACAUGUUGGAUAGCUAAAAAAAAAGUCAACUUAACAAUGAGGAGUCUAAUGUGUAAGAGAGAGUUAAAAAAAUGUAUUCAAAAUAGUCAACAGGGCUGUUGCAGCAGUAGCAAGGGGGUGGGGGAUGCGCUGGCAUGGAAAAUAACUACUUGAAAAACAGAAUCAGUUAGACUAGCAUAAUUCAUCUUAAGGUAGUAAAUUUUUUAUGUAGAUAUGUAUAAGAGUGUGUCCCUUUAUGGUCAGAGAAUAGACUCUAUGCCCACUCUUUUUCCGCAUUCCGAGUCAGCCAGCUGUUUCACUUCCAGUGCUCGUAUCCAGCACAUUGACUAAGGCGUUUUUCACUUGGUUGCUUCAAGACUUACCGGGACAACUUACUUCUGGUCAACAACAUUGGUCGCAUUGUGCCAAACACCAGCAAGAAGUAGAAGGAUUUCAAACUAUUUGAAGCUACAUCCACAUUUAUGAAGAAAUGAAAGAUGUCCUGUUUGAAGUCUUCUCCUGCACCUUCUUACCCAUCUUAAAUGUGCUUCCAUAAACACAUCAGGACAUUCCACCUAGAGGAAUGUUAAGCUGCUGAAGCAGGUGAUAUAUAUAUAAAUAUGGCAUCUGGAGAAUCUUUCAGUUUUCAACAAACGCCAUCCCGUACCCUUCACAUGAAUGCAUCACACAGACAAGCACAGAAACGCAGCAAGGAGAGAACUCACUAUUGCUUAGAGUGUGGAAAGAGUUUUACUCAACAGUCUCAUCUCAAAAUACACCAGCGCUUUCACACUGGAGAGAGGCCUUAUCACUGCUCAGUGUGUGGGAAGAGUUUUACUGUACAGAGUAAUUACCAACAACACUACCGCAUUCACACAGGAGAGAAGCCGUAUUACUGCUUAGAGUGUGGAAAGAGUUUUAAUCGUCAGAGUAAUCUCCAAGAACACCAGCGCAUUCACGCAGGCGAGAAGCCGUAUCAGUGCUUCGAGUGUGGGAAGAGUUUUAAUCGUCAGAGUCAUCUCCAAAAACACCAGCGCAUUCACACAGGAGAGAAGCCGUAUCACUGCUCAGAGUGUGGGAAGAGUUUUAGUCAUCAGAGUCAUCUCAAACAACACCAGCGCAUUCACACAGGAGAGAAGCCGUAUCGCUGCUCAGAGUGUGGGAAGAGUUUUAAUCAACAGGGUCAUCUCCAGGAACACCAGCGCAUUCACACAGGAGAGAAGCCGUAUUACUGCUCAGAGUGUGGGAAGAGUUUUAAUCGACAAAGUAGUUUUCAAGAACACCAGCGCAUUCACACAGGAGAGAAGCCAUAUUACUGCUCAGAGUGUGGGAAGAGUUUCAGGCAUUCAAAAACUAUGACAAAACACAAGUGUACCAAGAGCAUGGUGGAACAGGGCAGUAAUGAGUGUAACCUUAACACAUUCCAGGAGUAAAAGUCUCCAGGGAGUGGAGUGUUUGUAGGGGAAAACCACAUGCUGUUUAACCCUAUUUCUAAAAUAUAAGCAUAAAAUGAAAUAUUAUAGCACCCUCCACAGGCUCUUUAUUUCAAAAUGAAGCUCAAAACCUGAACAUGCCCCUCCUCUUGUUGAAAAAUUUAUAUUUUGUUGCUCCUUUGAGUCCUACACAUUAACUAGUUAAUGUUGGCAAUGAAAGUGCCACUUUGUCUUCCUUUUUAAUCUUUAGAUGUUUUCUGUAUGCUGUAUGCUCAGAGUAUUCUUAUUGAGGACUUCUGCAAAGGAGAUAUUACUGCAACAGUGGAGUUUUGCUUGUGCUGGGCAAAACUGAACAGCUUUGUAAAACAGACACAGUAGUAUGAAGACAAGCUGAGAGAUGUACUGAUGACCUCUCCUCGGUAUGGUGUAUGCAUGCAUGCCUGUUCUAUGUGGCAUAAAGUUGCAUACAGGCCAGACUACAACUCAUCCAUGAAAUUUCCAUUACUCUUUUCAAAGACAUGAAGGACAUAUGUUGAUGUUCUUUGUGGUGCUUGGAGAAUGAUUGUUCCUUGAGAAGUGUGCUGUGACAGAAGGACUUAUUUAUGCCCAUCUUCAGGCUAACCUGUCAGACAUAGCAGCGGCCUAUGGUACAGAAGUUGGAACAGUGUAUGUUCAUCAUUGUAGAACUGUGUGAAAGGUGACCAAUAAGGAUGUUCAAGUCCAUGAUCCUCACUGAAGGCAAUUCUUCCUGACACCGAUAUGAUCUGCACAAUGGAUGCUAACUUUGUUUAUAUUGAUUUAACAUGUACAUGCAAUUCUAUAUGUAGAUUAAGUCUGUGUUAUCUAUCUAUCUAUGUAUCUUUAUCUCUCUCUCUCUCUCUCUCUCUCUCUCUCUUUCUCUCACCAUUUAGUUCACUAAGUAUUUUACACAUACAAGGAAUUUGUCUUGGUGAGUGCACACAGGUAAGAUACUAAAUAGACCAGAUGAUGAAAAUAGAAUAUAUAAUAAGAGAUAGAUAUAGAAGAGCUAGCAUGAAAGGAGCUAAAGAGAUUAAUGUGUGAAUAAAUAAAAUGCGAAUAAGUACCUAUGUGGAGAGUCUGAAGAAGUGAACUUUUGUACAGGAAAAUGUGGGGUGAACGUUUGUACAGUUGUAAAAAUAAGCAUUGUGGUUCAGAGGAGUUAUGCAGUUAUACAGUAAGGGGGUUUGUUGGUUGUAUAUAGUGAAUGUCUUACAACACCAAUUCCAAUGCAGUUGGGAUGUUGUGUAAAACAUAAAUAAAAUGUUGACUCUGUUGUAA
This is a messenger RNA of Pygocentrus nattereri (red-bellied piranha), 4184 nucleotides long. Its product is annotated as gastrula zinc finger protein XlCGF49.1-like. The transcript is spliced from 3 exons. The record is from RefSeq and is a predicted model, not a curated record. Gene Ontology annotation, biological process: regulation of transcription by RNA polymerase II. Gene Ontology annotation, molecular function: DNA-binding transcription factor activity, RNA polymerase II-specific; RNA polymerase II cis-regulatory region sequence-specific DNA binding. NCBI's taxonomy places the organism in Eukaryota, Metazoa, Chordata, Actinopteri, Characiformes, Serrasalmidae. Bases 2073 to 2885 code for a protein of 270 amino acids.